UCGGACACGGCGGAGCAUCUUCGCGAAUUUUAGAUAAGAAGUAAUGAUUAAUUCGGUCGUGCAUGGUUAAUUAAUCGCAGAUUCGGUGUGAUACGAGCAAUGACAACGGUGAGAAUCAGGGAGGCACCGAAAACAUCCCGCUGUACGCGUACGCGGCAGUCUCGUCAGGCACAUUGCGUCAGGUCGUGCGUUAAUUUAAUGGCGGCCAUUAUUGUGCUUGCACAUUCGUUGGUGUCGCGGUGUAACAGCAGUCAACGUGGAAGAUGGACGGUGCAAAGCUCAAGCGCCCGCUAUUCCGUUCACGUUUCCGCUCGGAUGGUCUCAUCGUUCCCGUUCUUCGCUGCGACUCUUUCUCAGUCUUCCUUCCCCCUCCUCGCUGUGGACUGCUUCUUCCAGGAAACCCUCAUUGAAAGGAAGGCAUCCGGAAGCAAGGUCGAACAACAAAUGAGACGGCUAUUUUCGUAGAAUGCACCCGCCUGCAUCCCGGUGCGCGUACGAGUGGCGGGAAUUAAUGACGAGCUGCUAAUUACGUCAAACGACAUAAUGCCACGGCGUCGCUGUCGACUCACUUUCACGACGGACGAGCGGCGGAUUAAACGAUGUCUCCUGCAAACAACCAGAUUAAGGCGCUACAGCUCAAUGUGCUACAAUUCCAUUAUCGCCGUAUUUUUUUUCGCGUGAGUUUUCUAACAUAAAUGAUAAAGUCCGUAGUAUCGUGUAAAAUGUCGCGUAAUUGUUACUAUGCAAAAAAGUUUGCAUUAAAAAUGCGUUUAACGUCGGAAGUGUCGGGAGUGUCGUACAGUGUCGCACGAUUCGUACGUUAUUGUAUUUUCGCGAGUGUAGUGUGAGUGCCACGAGAAAAAAACAACGGCGGAAAUCAGUGAGGAGGAGGAGGCCCGGGCGGUAUCGGACAACGGCGGAACAACUAUUAGAUCAACGUUGCUACACCUCCGCUGCUGCGCAUCAUAUUGUUGAAGGACAUACGCGCGAAACUCAAGAAUAGAAGCAGAAGGCAGAUCUCCAGCAGCGAACAAUAAGAUCCCCGCACACUCGCGAGCGCACUCCGAAUCGCAAGACGAGAGAGUCCGCGCGCGUUGCAGAGUCGGCCGUCGAGUCCGGCAGCUCCGUUAAUCGGACGUGCACCACCAUCCGGAACAAUCCCCCGCCCGUGGCAAGACGGCCGAUCGUGCGGACGUCCUCGGUGCUAUCCCGGUGCGGCCGCUACGUGCGACGACAACAGCCCGAAGAUUUUCCCACCGAAGGCCAAGAUGCAUAUCGAGGUGCAGGUGGCGCUUAACUUCGUGAUAUCGUAUCUCUACAACAAACUGCCGCGCAGACGGGUCAACAUCUUCGGCGAGGAGCUCGAGAAGGCGCUGAAGGACAAGUUCAAGGGUCACUGGUACCCGGAGAAGCCGUUCAAGGGCUCGGCGUUCCGAUGUCUGAAGACCGGCGACCCGGUGGAUCCGGUGCUGGAGCGCGCCGCGAAGGAGAGCGGCGUGCCGAUCCAGGACAUCCUGGAGAACCUGCCGGCCGAGCUCGCCGUCUGGGUGGAUCCCGGUGAGGUGAGCUACCGCAUCGGCGAGCUGAACGCCGUGAAGAUUCUCUACUCGGAGACCGGCGAUCCGCACGACGAGACCUCGGCCGAUCGCGAGGUCACCAAGACCUUCAACCCGGAGGCGCAGUGCUUCAGGCCGAUCGAGGCCGUGAGCACGUCCCUGAGCGGUCUCAGCCUCAGCCCCAAGUCCACCUCGCCGUUCUCGAGCUCGCUCGGCAGCAACGCCAGCAACGGCUCGUCCAACAAUCAGCAGAACGGCCACGGGUCCGGCUCGUCCUCGGCGCCGUCGCCCACGCCCAUCACCAGCUCGUUCAAGGGCUCGCCCAGCCCCGUGCCGGCCUUCAUCCCGCGCACCACCGCCCCGCUCACCUUCACCACCGCCACCUUCGCCCAGACCAAGUUCGGCAGCACCAAGCUCAAGACUAGCAGCAAGCGCGCCAACAGGAUGUCGCCCACCGAGUUCUCGAACUAUAUAAAGCAGCGCGCAGCGAUGCAGCAGCAGAUUCACCAUCAUCAUCACCACCAGCAGCAGCACCAGCAGCCGCAGCAGCAGCAGCAGCAGCAGCAGCAGCAACAGCAGCCGCAGCCGCAGCAGCAGCAGCAGCAACAGCAGCAACAGGCGACCGCUGGUGCAGGGCUGCCGGUCUCACAGAGUUCGCCGCGUAGCCGCAGCUUGUCGCCCGGUAGCAUAGUCGCUGGCGCCGCCGGGCAGCAGCACACGGAUCCAAGCGCGUACUUUUUCCAGCACGGCCCGGCCGCGGCCGCGGCGGCAGCGUAUCACGCGCAGUUUCCGCAUCGCAACAUCUUCGACUCGUCGAGCCACGGCGGCUACCUGCCGGCGACCGAUCUUUACGCUAGCGCCAAGUUCCCGUCGUCGUACUUGGAUCCGACCGCGCUGGCCGGCCACCAGUUCUACGGCGGCGCCGUGAACGGCACCAAUGCCGGCACCGGCGGUAGCGUGAACGCCGGCACCAGCUCGCAGAACGCCGGCAGCGCCGGUAGCAACCUCGGCCCGAUCGGCUCCGCGACGGCCAACGGUAACGUGAACGCCGGCGCGGCGGCCGCCGCCGCCGCAGCGGCCCAGCAACAGGACAAGAGCGCCCUGGUCGAGGGCCUCAACAACUUCGGCCUCGGCUCGGUCGCGCCGUAUCCGGCCAGUCAGUAUCAGCACCUGCUCGUGGCCAACUAAUACCUCGCCACGAGUGCUCAUCAAUCCAUCAGCAACGACAACGCUGCCGCGCAGCGUCCCGACGUCCUGCGCAACGUCCUCGUUCUCGGUGCCGCUGGUCCGGCGGCAACGGACGGAAAAGAGAGAAGACCGUCGUCUCCGAAGCUCUAUUCGAGAGACGGCGUCCAGAGUCCGGCUUCCGUACCCUGAUAACGAUCAUCCCGCAGCCAGUUCUCUCCCACACUCUGUCUUUCUUCCCGAGAGUCUUGGAACUCCGCUGGCUACGGUUUUUAACAAGAUCAUCUAUAUCCUCCCGCGAUUCCCAUCCAGAACACUUCUCAGGACGCUCUUUCGUUCGAUCUAUCCUAAUCCAAGGAAACUCGAGGAAACACUUUGUAUAUACACUAUUAUCGAUAGCUGUCGACGAACGGGGGAGAGAUAGAGAGCGA
Linepithema humile (Argentine ant) is the source of this 3172-nucleotide messenger RNA. Its product is annotated as protein Tob1-like. Gene Ontology annotation, molecular function: transcription corepressor activity. Gene Ontology annotation, cellular component: nucleus; cytoplasm. Gene Ontology annotation, biological process: regulation of gene expression. The record is from RefSeq and is a predicted model, not a curated record. Lineage: Eukaryota; Metazoa; Arthropoda; Insecta; Hymenoptera; Formicidae.